UGAGAUUGAGACGACGAUAGAAGAGGAAUCAGCAUAAAUUCGAAUGUAAAAUCAGAGUGGGCAGCCUAUGUCUGGUCUGGUCGCAGCCAAUGAGCAGGUGGUGUUUGGGUGCGAUGAAUAGAGAGUGAAGAGAGGGUUAUUCUCCCUCCUACACCAUGUGAUGACGGACAGAGUGACUAUAACACUGGAGCGAUGGUUUUUAGUCACUUUCAACAGCAACAAAACGGCAACAGCAUCACUGACGUAAAGCAACCACAAAAAGAACCGGAGCAGCACCGAGCUCAGAACAACGGGAAUUGGACUUGGUCAUCCAAUAUUGGGACCAAACACACAUAAUGGAAAUAGACAGCAUACUGGAUGGAGUGAGGAUGUCGACGGAAUAUGUCGCCUUGAGUCUUUCUAAUUUCUAGCAGUCGGGGACAGCAUCUUUCUGAUUCUGAAUUGCAAUGCAUUCGGUAAGGAGAGUUAUGACAGUAGUUGCUGCAUGGUGCCGCAUUGCCUGACCGCUUGAAGGUAGCAUAGUGUAAUGCUUUUAUGGUAAUUGUAAUGUUAGAGUAUUUUGGGUGGGGAUGGAUGAUAACGGUUGUCUCACAAUUGUGUGUUUAGGCUUCCAACAUAGCCAGGUUAGAGAUGCAAUCGGUGACUGAACAUAGGCUAUUCAUAGACCUAAUUAGGAAGUCAGCAACAGCCAGUAUUGCGACUGAUUUGAGAGCUAUAAAUGUCAACAUAUGAAAAGAAAGUUGGAAACAGAAGUCAAAUGUUAGAUAGGUACAGGUGGAAACAUAAUGUCGCUGUCCAAAAAGUGAAUGCAGCCUAUGUUGCACCUUCUAUCACAGGCCUACUCAGGAGGACCCAGGACGAUAUCUGAAGUCAGGCUUUGCUUUUAGGGAACUGAUUGAGAGGGUCCAAUAGGCAUAUACGUGACGCAUUCAUUGUUGGAGGUUUUGGCUCCAUCGACGGUAAUAUUUUACCUACCAUUCAAUAUUGGCAGUGGAAGCAAGGACGAUGGCUCACUUGCAAGCGGGCUUGUCUCCAGAAACCCUGGAGAAAGCCAAGGUGGAGUUAAAGGAGAACCCCGACACUCUACAUCAGGACAUUCAGGAGGUGAGGGACAUGAUCAUCACCCGCCCAGACAUUGGCUUUCUUAGGACAGAAGAUGCUUUCAUCCUGCGCUUUCUCCGAGCGCGGAAAUUUAAUCAUUUCGAGUCGUUUCGCCUCUUGGCCCAGUAUUUCGAAUAUCGUCAGCAAAAUCUGGAUAUGUUUAAAAACCUCAAAGCAACCGACCCGGGAAUCAAGCAAGCUCUCAAAGACGGAUUUCCGGGGGUGCUGACCAACUUGGACAGAUAUGGCAGGAAAAUACUGAUUCUCUUUGCUGCUAACUGGGACCAGAGCAGGUAUACAUUUGUGGAUAUACUGCGAUCUAUUCUGUUGUCGCUGGAGUCCAUGAUAGAAGAUCCAGAGCUACAGGUGAAUGGAUUUGUCCUGAUCAUUGACUGGAGCAACUUCACGUUCAAGCAAGCCUCCAAACUAACACCGAGUAUGCUGAGAUUGGCCAUAGAAGGUCUACAGGACAGCUUUCCUGCCAGGUUCGGAGGAAUCCAUUUUGUGAACCAGCCGUGGUACAUCCACGCCCUGUACACUGUUAUACGGCCCUUUCUGAAGGACAAGACAAGAAAAAGGAUCUUCAUGCAUGGGAACAACCUGAACAGCCUUCACCAGCUCAUGCACCCUGAGAUCCUGCCCUCUGAGCUGGGUGGGAUGAUGCCCCCCUACGACAUGGGCACCUGGGCCCGCACCCUCCUGGACCACGCCUAUGAUGAGGAGACUGAGUACGGCCCCGAGUCCUACUCCCUGUCUGUCAAAGACCUGGAGAAAGACCUGUCUCCCAAAACCAUGAAGAGAUCUCAGUCGGUGGUGGAGCCCGGAGUUCUUAAACGGCCGGAAAAAGUGAAGAGCGAGGAGGAGAACAUGCAGCCACUGCUCUCGCUGGACUAAUGUACAGUCUGACACAACACAAACAGCCUAGAAAACAUUGACCCUCAGACAGACAGACAGACAGACAGACAGACAGACAGACAGACAGACAGACAGACAGACAGAGACAGAGACAGAGACAGAGACAGAGACAGAGACAGAGACAGAGACAGACAGACAGACAGACAGACAGACAGACAGACAGACAGACAGACAGACAGACAGACAGACAGACUGUACAGACUGUACAGACUGUACAGACUGUACAGACUGUACAGACUGUACAGACUGUACAGACUAGACAGACAGACAGACAGAGACGGAAUGCCCUUGUUCCCCCAAAACAAAACAAAAUAACACCGACAUAAAAAGGAGGUGAGGAGCAGGGAAGAAAUUGGAGCACGAGAAGAGCUCUGUUCUGUUCUGGCAUCAUAAAGAUGGUCCGACCCACCAUUUUGAGGGACAUUUCUAAAAAACAAAAGGGAAUAAGAGUUACUAGCAGAGUUCCAUAUGUUAUUGUUAAGUGCCAAUUCAAAACUGUAAAUACACUUCUGAUCUAAACCCCAGGAGGAUGGGGACUCAUUGUGACAGGAACACAUCUAGAGACUGCUGUUAAUAUUCUGUAUGUGCUUGUGAAAUAUUUUGUGAAAAAAUGGUACCUUAGGAGGUUGAUGGAAAAUCAUGCUUAAAGAGGAUUGGGAGCUGGGGACUUUCGGUACAGUUUCUAAAAUGUCCAAACCGGCAAGUGCAGCUCAGGAUUAGUUCUAAUAAUGAUGAGGUUCUCUUUAAAUGUGAAGCAGAAAGUGUCUGACUGCUUGCACAGCAAGGCAUGUGGCUCUUUCAUCCGAGGAAUUCAAACAGACGUUCAGGUUUCUCUAUCUAAAAGCAAACUCCCCUUUACUGUUCAAGGCUCAAUGAAUUAUGUGUUUUUGUCAGAGACCACAUUUUUUGUUUGGUCUGGAUCUUGCUAUUGGAAUACUUUCAUCAAGAAUGGCUUCUUAUCUAUGGUUAAAUUUGGCUAAACAGUGUCUUCAAACCAUUACAUUUUUCAACAUUUAUGAAACAUGUCAAGGUUAGCUAUUUCAUAUUACAUUUGAGACAAGAUACACAGUAAGAAGUGCGUACAGUACCAUGAAAACAUUCUGCAACAGCAAGGUCACAUGACAAUUGUUUUAUGUUUUGAAAUUAUUUAGUAUUAGCUAUUGGUUCAGCUCAGAAGUGUUAAGAAUGUUUUCUCUGUGUCAUGUGAUUCCAGAAAUGAGUUCUUGUUUAAGAUGUAUUAACUACACUUGCUUUGAGGAUUAUCUUGAAACUAUUUGUUUCAAUAGGAGAGAAGCUGUCCACAACAGCACGGCUACACCUACUUGAAAACCAAUUUAGAUACAGUAUUUAAAAGAUAUAGACAUUAUUUUCUUAUAUCUUAUUUUAUGAUGGUGGAAGUUAAGAUAUAAUGUAUACUUAUAUACAGUAUGAUAACAAGCUUUUGUAAUGGCUGCAAGGGUACAGUCAGUGUAUGCCACUGUGUGAUCAUCCGUUGCGAGCUCCUUUGUUUCUCCCUGCAUGGUGGUGAAGCUUGAGGCAAUGUUCAGCUCUGGAGCCUCUGAGCCCUGACACAGUGCUGCCUUCCUGCUAUGACACUAACAUGGGGUGAGUUUGUAAAUUCACUCUGGAGUGGCUGCCUGCUGCCCAGAACUAGGCCAGGCAGACAGACAUUCUUAAUACCCAGUGAACACAGUACCGUAAACCGUACAGGAAAUGUCAGCUCCAGCUCGAUGACUGAGUGACUCGGGCUUUCAGCUGCUGCAGACCCAGGAACCUUUUUGGUUGCUUUGGUGAAGAAAGGGUGCCAUAAGAGCUUAUCAGUGUUACUCACUCUGUCUGUAGUAGGCGUUAGGUAGCGAUGUGUGAGAUGUUACAAUAACUUGAUAGCUGAACAAUGUAAUUUUGUAUCUAAAGCCUCAUUAUCAGAUGGUGCUGUCUGUGUGCAUCACCCUGGUAUAUUUUUGUGUGAUGUUCAUCAGUAUUUUUAAGGCAUUCAUGGUGCUUGUUUGUCCUGUGCACUAUUCAGAUCAUGCAACAAUAGCAGCAGCAUUUUUGAUAAUUGAAUAUGCUUGUUUAGCAUUUGGAAUGUUCUUCCAACUGUUUUCCUGUAUCCAGCCUUGCCAUUUCAACCAAAGCCACCCAUUGACAAAACAAAGAUUUCAGUGUAUUGUGCUUCACUUAAUAGGAAUCCAUGGCUUGAAGGUAAAGCAACGACUUAUUACGACAAAGUAUUAUUUUUCAUGAAAUUAAUGCAUAUUAUUGCUUUGAGUUAAGUCUUUGGUGUCAUGUUUUCAUGUCACUGAUUGUAUAUACAUGUAGGAACAGAUGGCAGAGAAACUCAAUUUAGAGGUCUAGUCAAAUCUCAGAUUAUUCAAAGCGGACGUGUUGGGCAGAGUGUUUAAUGUUUAAAUGUCCUUAAAACAACUUGCUGACUUAAAUUAUGUAACUGAAUCAAACAUGUCAUGAGCAAAAAACAACCAAUAAAUAUGGACACACUUA
This is a messenger RNA of Salvelinus fontinalis (brook trout), 4515 nucleotides long. RefSeq names its product clavesin-2-like. NCBI's taxonomy places the organism in Eukaryota, Metazoa, Chordata, Actinopteri, Salmoniformes, Salmonidae. The transcript has 5 exons. The record is from RefSeq and is a predicted model, not a curated record. Gene Ontology annotation, cellular component: membrane. Gene Ontology annotation, molecular function: phosphatidylinositol bisphosphate binding. Bases 1006 to 1995 code for a protein of 329 amino acids.